UUAGAAAAAUCAUUUGUCACGUUUUUCGUUCUAUCUUCUUCACUCCAUCAAUCUCCCUAUGCUUUUAGUCAACUCUGAAUCAAAUCACGCACUGUGAUCCCCAAAAUGAAUGCCGAUGCAUCAAAUCCAAUCCCCACAAUCAUAUUUUUCAUCUACUUAUCAUUCUUCCCACUAAUAAUCGCUUCCCGUAAUCUAAAGCACAGUUCAAAUUCCCAGCUGUAUGAUGAUGACUCCAUCACAUAUAUUUGGCCAUUGCCAUCUGAAUUCAGUUUCGGAAACCAAACGCUGGCCGUUGACCCUAAUUUAUCGCUUGCCGUUAGUGGCCAUGGCGGGGGUUCUGCUAUUGUUAAAGAGGCUUUUGAGAGAUAUAAAUUGAUUAUAUUUAAGCAUCAUUCUAAGUUAUCGAAGUUUGGAGUGAGCUAUGAUAUUGAAAAGCUUAAUGUUAUUGUUCAUUCCGCUAAUGAAGAGCUUCAACUUGGAGUGGAUGAGAGCUAUUCAUUGUUGGUGGACAAAAGAGACGAGCAUUCAAUUAUUGGGGAGAUAACAAUUGAGGCAAAUUCUGUGUAUGGUGCACUGCGUGGCCUGGAGACAUUGAGCCAACUAUGUGCUUUUGAUUAUGGAACCAAAACUGUUCAAGUGUACAAAGCGCCAUGGUACAUCCAGGACAAGCCAAGAUUUGAAUAUCGUGGGCUUUUGCUUGAUACGUCGAGGCAUUACUUGCCAAUUGAUAUAAUCAAGCAAGUUAUAGAAUCUAUGUCAUAUGCUAAACUUAAUGUUCUUCACUGGCAUAUCAUAGACGAAGAGUCAUUUCCUCUUGAAGUGCCUACAUAUCCAAAUUUGUGGAAAGGUGCGUAUACAAAGUGGGAGCGCUAUACCAUGGAGGAUGCUAGCGAAGUUGUUAAUUUUGCAAAAAUGAGAGGUAUUAAUGUUAUGGCAGAAGUUGAUGUCCCUGGUCAUGCAAAAUCAUGGGGUGUAGGAUAUCCUGAUCUCUGGCCUUCUCCCUCCUGUAAAGAGCCUCUGGACGUUUCUAAGAACUUUACGUUUAAUGUGAUAUCAGGCAUCCUGGCAGACAUGCGAAAAGUUUUUCCCUUCAAACUUUUCCACUUAGGUGGUGAUGAGGUUCAUACAGACUGUUGGACCUCCACGCCAUCUGUAAAACAAUGGCUUCAAGAUCAUAAUAUGACUGGUAAUGAUGCAUAUCAAUAUUUUGUACUCAGAGCUCAAAAAAUAGCAGCAUCACUAAAGUGGACCCCUGUCAACUGGGAAGAAACUUUCAACACAUUCCCGACAAAACUCAACCCACAGACCAUAGUGCAUAACUGGUUGGGUUCUGGUGUUUGUCCAAAAGCUGUUGCAAAAGGUUUUAGGUGCAUUUUCAGUAACCAAGGUGUUUGGUAUCUUGACCACCUAGAUGUCCCAUGGAGUACUGUCUAUUAUGCUGACCCAUUAGAAGGAAUAACUGAUGCUUCCAAGCAGAAACUUGUUCUUGGAGGAGAGGCUUGCAUGUGGGGUGAAAAAGCUGAUGCCUCUAAUGUUCAACAAACAACAUGGCCUCGAGCUGCUGCAGUAGCAGAGCGCUUGUGGAGCAACAAGGAGUCUGCAUCUUCUGGAAAUACUACGUUAACUGCAUUGCAUAGAUUAGAGUAUUUUCGGUGUCUUCUGACAAGGCGUGGAGUUCAAGCUGCACCUGUUACGAAUUUUUAUGCCCGACGUCCUCCAACUGGUCCCGGAUCGUGCUAUGAGCAAUGACUCUAAUGUGGCGCUGGUAAAAUUAAUUUUCUGCCUUCAAGCCCUGAAAUAGUUGUUCCAUUGUCCCUGGAGAUCAAUGCACAGAUGUUUCUGUCUGAUUUUAGUCUCAUAUCUCGGUAAGAUAUAUACUGUGGGAUGUGGGGAUGGCUUUAGCUUUUAACGUAUUGUGUAAUAUGAAGAUCUGAGCGUGUGAUUUCAAGACAAUUCCGUUGUCAGUUUUUGUUUGUUAGAUGAUGCACAAAUCAUUUUCUUUGUUGCUUCAACUUCUUUUUAUUGAAAUAUCAGCAUUUUCGGCC
This is a messenger RNA of Olea europaea var. sylvestris, 2045 nucleotides long. RefSeq names its product beta-hexosaminidase 1. Gene Ontology annotation, biological process: carbohydrate metabolic process; glycosaminoglycan metabolic process. The transcript is spliced from 15 exons. Gene Ontology annotation, cellular component: membrane. Gene Ontology annotation, molecular function: beta-N-acetylhexosaminidase activity. Lineage: Eukaryota; Viridiplantae; Streptophyta; Magnoliopsida; Lamiales; Oleaceae. Bases 106 to 1749 code for a protein of 547 amino acids. The record is from RefSeq and is a predicted model, not a curated record.